AUGACAAGUCCAUUGAAGCGUAAGGCUGAGAACCCUGCCUCGCCUUCAAAAUCCAAAAAGCAAAAGACAGUAGUGCCAGAAUACCACCUUGCGCUUUCGAGACGUGAUGAAUCGGGGGAAAUCGUCUGGCCAGCUCCAAAAGAGCAAAUUCAACGUGCUAGAGAAACCAUUGAAGAAUGUGCCAAAGCGCAGAAGUCUACGGUUAUUCUUCCAGACAAAGAUGCGGACGGCUUGUCAUCUGGCGCAAUCCUGCACCACACUCUCACCUCUCUUGGGCUAUCGCCUGAUCUGAUAUCGGUGUACUUCCCACCGAAAGGAUCCAACGUUCAUGACCAAAGCACCCAAGACGCUAUAUCUGCCAAGUCGCCAGCAUACGUCUUCGUCCUAGACCAAGGGAGUAGGAAAAGCCCUCCCCUCACGCACUUACCACAUACUUGUCUCGUUCUAGACCACCACUUCGCAGAAGAAGGUGGCUUUCCAGAAGGAGCCGAGUAUGUCACUGCUCACGACUGUCCACCUGUAGCAACCAGUGCGCUCUUAACGCACCACAUCUGUCUUCCAUUACACCCCGAUAUAAGCGACAAGAUAUCAUGGCUCGCUGCACUCGGCACACACGGUGACCUUGGAACCACAAUAAAAUGGGAACCGCCCUUCCCAGACAUGACAGCAACAUUCAAGCAAUCCUCCAAAAAAGCCAUCAACGACGCCGUAGCCCUAGUCAACGCGCCCAGAAGAUCAGCCGCCUACAACGUCGAAGCCGCUUGGGAUGUAGUCAUAGCCGCAACGGGGCCCGAAUCGGUUAGGAAGAACGAAACACUACUCGACGCAGCGUAUGAAGUGCGCGGCGAAACCGAGCGCUGCGCUCACACACCGCCGAAGUUCUCGGCCGAUGGGACUAUUGCCGUACUUACCAUCUCGUCCGCGGCCCAAAUACAUCCCGUUAUUGCGACACGCUGGGCGGGCCACUUGAAGUCUAAUAAACUGGAGAUCGUCAUGUGCGCAAACGAAGGCUAUCUUCCUGAUAAAGUGAACUUCUCAUGCCGCGUGGCUAGGGUCGCAAGAGCACGAGAGGGCGAAGAGAAGGUUGAUAUAAUCAAGAAGCUUGAGAGCAUAGCGCAAGAGGACAAGGGUUUGCGGGAGAGACUGGGCGAGAGUUUUGCUAGGGGACAUAAAGAGGCUAGUGGCGGUAUCGUGGGAAAACAAGAGUGGGAGGAGUUUAAGAAGCUGAUGGGGGUGGGAGAAAGUACAAAGACCAAGACAGAGGCAAGUGCGAAGAAGGACAAACAGCCGGCACAGAAAAACACGUUGACGAACUAUUUUGUGAAGGCAUAG
Dothidotthia symphoricarpi CBS 119687 is the source of this 1332-nucleotide messenger RNA. RefSeq names its product DHH phosphoesterase. Bases 1 to 1332 code for a protein of 443 amino acids. The transcript is spliced from 2 exons. The record is from RefSeq and is a predicted model, not a curated record. NCBI's taxonomy places the organism in Eukaryota, Fungi, Ascomycota, Dothideomycetes, Pleosporales, Dothidotthiaceae.